AUGGCAACCUCCCUCCCACCCCUAGCCCCCUUCCCCACGCCAUCAUGGCGCGCAAAACUCACACCUCCAGAAUGGGAAACCCUCCUCAAAGCCUGGGCGACCCUGACGCAAGCCUACCUCGCCCUCCCAGAUAAAGACCUCGCCCGCGCCGCCGCAAAAGAACACGCCUCCAUCCCAGCCUUCCUCUCCUCCUUUACAACACAAGUCGCCGAAACAGGACCCUCACCAACCCUUGGAUCCUCCUCCUCCACGACAUCAAAGGCCCUACUGAGGUCAACAUUCACACUCACGUCCCGCCUUCUCACAAACCCGACAACAUCACCGCCAACACCCCUAACAACAGCCCCCUUCCUCUGCGCCUUUUCAACGCUCUACCGCAAAAAUGCGCCGCUCACACUCUCGAAAGCCUUUACCCUCCACGUCAGCGUCCUCGAGCACCCCCUAGCAGGCCUCAAAAAGUCCCUCGCGCAAUCAAUGGAAGCAGGUCUCAAAGCAGAUCUGAAAUUCCUCGAGGCCCACCUCACGAACCUGAACCAUUUACUCCACGCCUCCCCGCACGCAGCAGCCUUCUUCCUCGCCGGCUCAGAUUUCUUCGAUGGCCUGGUGACGGCAUUCAAAAUUACGAACCCGCCGCUGCGCAAGGUCCUCGUCGCGACGAUGUACCUCUGUCUCAUUGGCCUUACGGAGGGCGAGCAGCCUCGUUUCGGGAUGCUUGCUGACGUGCUGUUUUCGCUAAAGUCUGCUGCUGAGACGCAUAGGACUGGCCCGUUGAACGUUCAUGAUUCGCUUGUGGCGGAGUUGGUUACCGUUACGCCGGUGCUGAAGCAGUUAUCCAAGAGGGCCGAAGAGAAGGGCGCGGCGUCGACGGCGUUAAAGUCACGUAUUUCGGCGCUAGAGGGAUUCAAGAAGCCUGGUGGCAGAAUGAUGCGGCCAAAGAGGCUCGUCAAGCGAAAGGUUGACAAAGGCAAAGGGAGAGAUGUCGCGGAGGAGGGACAGGUUCAGGCGGAAAUGCACAUGCACCGGCAGAGUCAGAUUUCACUCAUCCAAGAUCUGUUUCCGGAUCUGGGGUCGGGGUUCAUCUCGAAGCUGUUUGAUGAGUAUGGCGACAAUACGGAGAUUGUUACGGCUCAUUUACUAGAGGAUUCGUUGCCUCCGCACCUGGCGGCGAUGGACCGCUCUGCUCCGUUAUCCCCCACGUUGGAAAGAAGGAAAAGCCAGCUCGAACCCAGACCAACGCCACCGCAAUUACCUGAACGCCACAAUGUGUUUGACGACGAUGAACUCGACAGAUUGGAGCUGGAUGUUUCCAGACUCCACUUUGGAAAGAAAGGACCUGAAAAGACGGCCGAAGACGUACUCAAAGACAGAUCCACUGCGCCGAAUAAGGCGGCCAUCUUGUCUGCACUCGCCGCAUUCGACUCGGAUGACGACGAACGUGACGACACCUACGAUGCAGACGAUGUUGGAGGCACGGUCGACAACGCCAACGAGGAGGCAGAUGGUUCAAAGGAUGCUAGCGAAGAGACGCUGUACAAGGCGUUCCAGGCCGAUCCUAAUGUAUUCGACAGGCAGGCUACGACGAGGAGAGGCCCGGCAAGAGGAAAGUUGAGGGAAGAGACGGGCAUGACCGACGAGGCUAUUGAGGGCUGGGCGCUGAUGCUUGUGAGGAACCCGGGCCAGAAGCGUCGACUCGACGCCAAGUACAGCGGCGCCGCUGCGUUUACUGGUACCCAGACCGAGAUUCUGUCAACGGCCUGGCGAGCUAGUCCGGCUGGCUCAGGUGCCGAGGAUUCUGAGACCGGUGGUGGCAGCUCAUCACGAGGCGGCGGAGGCGGUCGUGGACGAGGAGGUCGCGGUCGUGGUGAAAGAGGGGGCGGAGGCCGAGGAGGUGGGAACGUGGCCGGCCCCACUGGUGAAAAGGAGACCGAGGCCGCGCGGAGGAGAAAAGAAGCUAGCAAGAGCUCCCGGGCGAACCACAAUCGCCGCGACCAGAGGGCCAAGAAGAUGGCGAGAGGUGGAUUCCCUGGCUGA
Colletotrichum phormii is the source of this 2031-nucleotide messenger RNA. RefSeq names its product CUE domain-containing protein. Gene Ontology annotation, molecular function: ubiquitin binding. Bases 1 to 2031 code for a protein of 676 amino acids. Lineage: Eukaryota; Fungi; Ascomycota; Sordariomycetes; Glomerellales; Glomerellaceae. The record is from RefSeq and is a predicted model, not a curated record. The transcript is spliced from 2 exons.